AUGAGUGAUCCCGCUGGAAAGCGCAUCCGGAAGCGUCCUUCCGGGAUACUGAAGCUGGAGCAUGGGACGCAGCGAAGGCGCGAAUCGUCCGGCAGUUCGCUGCUGCAGCUAGGGGAUGAGCACUCACCAUCAUCGCCUGGCUCAAUCUCGCCGCAACUGUCGGUGACGUGGGCCUUUCCGCCGAUUCGGCCACCGGAAGUGCUCGAGGGUGAAGCGCCCUACGACGGUGUCAGUGAUUUAAGUACCGAGCAUCAACAUCCGGUCGAGAUUCCACAGCAGCACCAGCAGGGACGCCACACGCCAACAGCAAUUACCAGCGAACCUAAGAGGUAUAACGAUGGGAAUGGGGGUCCGGGCAGUCGCACCGGAACCACCACGACCGAGCGACCGUCCAAGGCGACGGCCUUGCGAGGGUCGCAUCUGAAUGUCCUGUCGGCGGCGCGCGGUGGCGGCGGCGGCGUUAUGAAGACACCGGAUGCGACACCGGAGAGUGCUCUCGGUCUUGGCGACAACCACAUCGAAACCGACGACGAUGAGGACUACUCGGCCAGUCUUAAUGCGAUCAUCCAGCGGAAAGCAAGUGUUAAGAAGAAGCGCGGCUACAAAGGUGGCCGCCGUACGUCCAGUCCGGUCAGCCAGAUGAUGGGAUUCACGCCGGGCACCGGGAUGGAUGGAGCAGCAGGAUCGCAAGGGCGUCGUCGGUCGAGUGCCUACACGACCAGCUCGGUCGAAACGGGCCUGACGCUGCCAGAGGAUUCAAUUCAAGGCCGUGGUGAGGAGCGUAGUGGUGGUGGUGGUCAGCGACAAGAUAAACUGUUCGAAACGAUCCGGCUACACAAGGAGGUACUGCAGACGGUGAAGCUACAGCCGAUCAGCAUGAAACGGAAGCUGCGCCUGGUGCAGCAGGCCAAGAGUUACAUCACGCGCCACGAGGGUGCACUCCAGGAGCACUUCACUUCACGGACUGCUCGCAGUCUACUGGCGCAGUUCAGUAUCUUCCUUAACACGAAAUGGCAACAGCUGCUGCGUGAGCUCGCCAAUCUGGCCACCUAUCUCAUUCCGUGGGAGUCACGGAUCAAGGAGAUUGAGUCACGGUUCGGUUCGGUCGUUGCAUCGUACUUUACGUUUCUGCGCUGGCUAUUCUCGGUCAACAUUGUCAUUUCGGUGCUGUUGCUCGUGUUCAUUAUGGUCCCGGAGGAGAUCUACAUUAACGCGGACAAGGCCAAGUGUGAUAUCCGGAAGACGAUGUCACCGCAGGAACGUGCGCUGAUGCGGAAUUUUAGUACGAUCUGGGAGUUUGAGGGACCACUCAAGUACUCGAUUCUGUUCUAUGGGUACUACUCUAACUUUUCCGGUGCCACCGCCUGGGGCUAUAAACUGCCGCUAGCUUACUUCGUCACUGGAUUGGUCGUCUACAUUUACAGCUUUGUUGCGACGUUGAAAAAGAUGGCACAAAAUUCGCGAAUGUCGAAGCUCUCGUCGAAGGACGAUGAGUACGUGUUCUCGUGGAAACUGUUCACCGGUUGGGACUACAUGAUCGGACAUCUGGAGACGGCGCAGAACCGUAUGGCGUCCAUCAUACUCGGCUUCAAGGAGGCACUGCUCGAGGAAGCCGAGAAGAAGAAGGACACACAGAACUGGAAAAUCAUUCUGCUGCGCAUUCUGGUGAACCUGCUCAUCCUCGGGCUGCUGGUGAUAUCGGCGUACGAGGUCAUCCUCGUGGUGAAACGCUCGAUGGACAUCAAGGAUACGGAUUCGUGGUGGCGACGCAACGAAACCACCGUCGUCAUGUCGCUGAUUUCCUUCUUCUUUCCGAUGAUCUUCGAAGCGCUCGGUAUGAUGGAGUACUACCAUCCGCGGAAGCAACUGCGGAUCCAGCUCGCCCGCAUCAUGGUGCUGAAUAUGUUGAAUCUGUACUCGCUCAUUUUCGCACUGUUCGAUAAGAUUGCCCACAUGACGGAGGAACUGCGGCGGAUUAAGCCGGCCAAUUUUAACGCCUCGGACCAGUGCUUUGUACCGGACACGAAUGCCAAGUGGUCGAUGGCGUUCGAUGGUGCUGGUGGUGGUAGUGGGCUGGAAGCGAUCACUACCGAGCACACGUGGCACGCGAUGGUGUCCGAUUUUAGUGAUGAAGCGAGCCAUAGUGGAUGCUACAAGGUGACUACGAAUUGUUCGAGUACCGCCGGUCUCACGAGCUCCGGGGCCAUUCUGACGACGCUACUGCUGACGAACCUUUCCGGUACGACGAUGCCGGACUGGUACGGUUCAACGGUACCGAGCGUCGCCUCAUCUUCACCGCUGAUGAGUCCGAGUACGGCGGCCGCGACGACGACGAAAGGUUACUUUUACUCUUCCUACGGUCGAUACGAUUACAACGAGGAGGAUAUGAACGACUAUCUCGAGCAUCGGGCACGUCUUUUGCCAAACGAUAAGCUCGACGGUGUACCGAUCAACAAGCGGGAAGCCAUCUACGAUGAGCCGUGGCAUGAAACGGAUGGCAUUGAGAACGAAUCGGUGGAACCAUCGCCGGCCAGUGAGCUGCCAGUGAUUGAGGGUAGUGGUGGGAUGUGGCAGGAGAUUGUGUCCACUACCACCGAGCAGGAUUAUGUGACCAACCGGAGGUACGAUGAUCUGCUGGCUUCCUACUACUACUCCGAAGAAAGCACCGACAGUGAGGACGCGGAGUAUGAAGCGAAUCAGUUCCUUAGCUCGCAGGAGCUGGGAGAGAAUACGAUGGAACACUCGACCGUGCCACCGACUGCCAGUGAGCCAACGGAGACUAGCCAAGAGAUGUCGACGACGGCGGCGACAAUUCUCUCAACAGCACCUUCGUUUAUGGAGAGUACAACCUCGGAGUCAGCAACUACAGAGUCUACAUGGACAGAAUCUGCAUCUACGGGAUCGUUAUUCAAUUCCAACGAACCGUCACUUCCAACGACAACGGAGCAGUUCGCUGAUGAAACCACGAUCGCAGAGCGCGCCGAGGACACCAGCAGUAACACGGACUGGUCGGUAUCCGAAGGCUACACUGAGUCCGGUGGUAAUAUCGGGACGACAGAGAAGCCAAACCUCUGUUACCAUUGGGUGUGCCCGAGCUCGGAAGGGAAAAAGAACGACAGCAAGUACCACAACGCCGACAUACGUUCGCUGUGUUGGGAGACCAUGUUUGGCCAGGAGUUGGCCAAACUGACGGUCAUGGAUUUGCUCGUAACCAUUAUAUCCACGCUGAUCCUGGACUUUGUGAGGGCACUGUUCGUGCGCUACAUGAACAACUGCUGGUGCUGGGAUUUGGAGAAAAAGUUUCCAAAGUACGGGGACUUUAAGAUCGCGGAAAACAUCCUCCAUCUCGUCAACAACCAGGGCAUGGUGUGGAUGGGCAUGUUCUUCUCGCCCGGCCUGGCCGUCCUCAACAUCGUCAAGCUGGUGAUCAUCCUCUACCUACGCUCCUGGACCGUGCUGACCUGCAACGUACCGCACGAGGUCGUGUUCCGGGCGUCCCGCUCGAACAACUUCUACUUUGCCCUCCUGCUGACGAUGCUGUUCCUCUGCGUGCUGCCGGUAAGCUACGCGAUCGUCUUUCUCGAACCCUCCUGGCACUGCGGGCCGUUCUCGACCUCGAACCGGAUCUACCAUCUGCUCACGGAUGCGACCGACCAUUUCAUUUCGCCAAAGAUCGCCAAGUACAUCGUCUCACCGGCGGCCAUCAUACCGCUGCUCGUGCUACUGAUACUGAUCAUCUACUACCUCAUCUCGCUAACCGGUUCGCUGCGCGAGGCAAACCAAGACCUAAAGCUCCAGCUCCGGAAGGAGCGUACCGAGGAGCGAAGGAAAAUGUUCAAAAUCGCCACCAGCGUCACCCAGCAGCAACAGCAGCAGGGCCAGUCCGGUCCGGGCCAAACCGUCGGCAUCAAUGGGCUGUCGAGCUCGUGGAACAAGGUGCUCGACUCAACGCAGCUGCGUCUUCAAUCGACCUCGGAAAACGUGACCGACGACAACUCGGAGCACUCGUCCAGCAAACACAAGGAGUUGCUGCAGCGCAUGAUGAAAAAGGCACUCCAAAAGGAACACUCGCUGGAAGCGUUGAGCCCCUCGACUCAGCCACCAACGAACACUGCCACUCCGACCGUAAACUCGCCCGAAUCAGCACUUCCCCUCGUUGCGACCGAAAACGAAAAGCCAUUGCAGCGGGCAAGUGGUGUCCCUAGACCACCGAAACCCCUCGAAACCGGAGAAACCGGCGAUGUGUUCCGGUUUGAUCGUCGCUCCGUUGAGCAGAUCAAUGCGGCCGAGAAAAAGAGCACAAAGGAGAAAGAGCAAGAGGAAGAGCAGGAAAAGGAUGCAGAGGCUGCACAGAGGAAAAAGUUCGAACGGAACCGUCCAUCGACGGCGGAUCGGUUCCGGGCGGCCGCACUAGCGGAGCGACGCCGCACCCAGAACAAAACGGCGGACUGGAUCGAGAAGAUUCCCGUCAUCACGAUCAGCAAAACGUCGAGCGACGAGUGUAUCAUCGAUUCGGACGAUCCGGAAGAUGGCAAACAGGCGCGAAGGCAGGAGCACCAGGUGUUGGCGAAUCUGCGCGACGAGCGUCCCAGCUCCAAGCGAUCGACCACGACCACGGUGACGGUGAAGAAGUGA
Molecule: messenger RNA, 4635 nt
Organism: Anopheles aquasalis
Lineage: Eukaryota; Metazoa; Arthropoda; Insecta; Diptera; Culicidae
Gene: Tmc
Product: Transmembrane channel-like
Cellular component (GO): plasma membrane
Molecular function (GO): mechanosensitive monoatomic ion channel activity
Source: RefSeq, a predicted model, not a curated record